Molecule: messenger RNA, 3557 nt
Organism: Cadophora gregata
Lineage: Eukaryota; Fungi; Ascomycota; Leotiomycetes; Helotiales; Ploettnerulaceae
Exons: 2
Coding region: 1500-3200 (566 amino acids)
Source: RefSeq, a predicted model, not a curated record
GGUUAUGGUAAUUUCUAAGUAUCGGCGGAUGGCAUGUGGACCCUUCGAACAGCAACCGAAGGUGUGUCUCGUCAAAUAACCGGUCCAAUCUUCACGCGGGAAGAUGAUCCAAGGCAUACCAUACCCUCGAUACUUGCCAUACUUGCUUUGGUAUGGGUAAAGUGUCAACAGCGGCAGGCGGCGUUGGUAAGGAUGAAAUAGAUGGGUGGAGGAUGAUGUUGUUGUUGUUGGGUUGAAGUGCUGCCAGCCAUGUUAAGAGGGCCUGGAACAAGCCAACCAGCUGAACGCAGCAAGGGGAUCACGCAGCCAUCAACACAAUAAUGGACGAUGGCGCAAGUCCGUCCAAGAACGACUAAUUGAUCUCUGACGUUUUUCUUACUGUCAACGUUAAGACACUUCUCAAGACGAGGCGAUCAAAAUAACGGGAGUCGGUUCACAGUGUUGAAGACCUGUGCAUGCCCUCCUGAGCUCACUUCUCGUUCUGCGUGUCUCUCUGCGACGACAACCGGGCUGGAGGUGGCCGUUCAAAAAUAUUGAUUGUGCCUCCCUGCAAGGGACGUUAUCUCGGUUCGGUACAGAAAUCAUAAGAGAUUUGAUACCCCAGAAGAGUCGGGAUCACCGUCCCGACAAUCUGCAGUAUGCAGCACGGAGGCACUGCGUCGUGCAUCAACGAUUUCUGUCGUACAUCCACUUUUAUCUUCAAGAUCUGGCCCAGACUUCAGCCUUCUCAGGAGUCGCGAUGGUCUAUCUACUCACUAUACUCGUCCUCUAGAAAACUGAACACUGCCCAAACUUAGACCGUGAGCACAAACUUACACAGAAUACACAACCACCAAGCAAUGCCCGCAGACGCAAUGCAUCCCCAUCGUAGAAAUUGCUCCCGCUUUGUGUCACAAUCUUCGCCGACUUGCUGCUCCAGCCCUGGGCCAACGUGGUCCAAGAAAACGCCUCCUGAUUGGCAUUCUCAGCAGCGCCAAGGUAUUCAUCCAGCCUCGCUCUCAUUGGUUGCAUCGGGCGCCCAUUAUUCGAGCCUGAAGCGAGCAUUUCCCCUGACCACCACAGCAAGCAGCUCGCUCAGGUCAACAACCAUAACAGAUAAUCCCGCAACUAUCACUACUACUGCAGCUAGCCAUCCUAUGAACAGUGUCUAAAACCGGACACACGAUACGACAACAGAACGAGUCAGGCGAGCCAUCAACUCUACCCGGCAACAAGCCGCGUGUUCAAUCCUUCACGCUUCUCCAAGUUUUCCCGGUGUCAGCCACGUCGUCGCACGAACCAAAUCGCCAGUCUUGCCGUACCCACGGACCACGGAGAAACUCGAAAGCCUCACAUGCACUUCAUCGAUUUGCAUCCCACCAUCUUCAAACCAAGCCUCCAAGCCAAACAACCAAACAUACCAACCCACUGACGUAUGUUUCAGCUACUUGUGGUUGUCUGACUUUCAACUUGUGCAGGUGCGGAGACGCUCCCUUUCCCAGACGCGAACGCAUCGCUAGAUGCAGCUUCUUGCUGCGCCUAAGCUGGUGUCGUUCUGGGCUGUGAGAGGCAUCUCCACUUCUACAUCGACAUCGAGAUGGCCAUGGACAUCUUCAAGGAUCGCUAAGUGCAGACGAAGCGCCAGGCAGAUCUCAUCAGAUUCAGCUGCAUCAUCACGUGAAGGGUUUGAAGUUCAGAAGUUUGAAGUGAAGUGUGGAUCGGCGGGAUUUGUUACUAUCGACGUUCACAACCCUUCCGCACUCAGUAACCCCGCCAAUCCGCUCAUAAUUCACCUGCCACCAACAGGAACUCAUCUCAGAUCCACCCAUCCGCCUCUUCCACCUUACCUUCUCACCUCGAAAACAACACUCGCAAGCAUAAAUUACAGAUGGAACAUUCCCACUCCAUCAACAAACACAACCGCGCCUAAACCGCUUUCCAACAACCCCUCGUACGCAUAUCAUCCCUUCCCAAGACCCCUCCACGAUACACUCGCCGGAUAUACAUUCUUGCUAUCCACCUUCCUCCCACGUUACUCUCCUCAAGCACCCUCUCCAACCACAGACUUCAAUCCCAACGCAAGACAGUCACUCUAUGCACCGACUCGUCCACUCCCAGUCCAACGACCCAUCCUAAUGUACGGUUCCUUCCUCGGCGGCACCCUAGCCACCUCGUUGGCAUUAACAGAGAACUUCACGUCUCGCACACUGCCCACAAAGAUCAUCGGGUUGAUAACCAAGAAUGCCGUUUUCGACUGGACGGAUAUCGCGACCUCGCCUCCCCCACCGACGGUCGCAAACCAAGACUCGUCCUCAGAAAACGAGCUUGGCUCCACGGCAGGGCCACUACAGAGGAGUCCAAUGACUCCAGAGAACGCAUGGGACGCUAGCACGCUCCACAAGCUUAAAACUCACCUCUUCCCUUCUCCGGCAGCAGCAUUCGACUCCUUCGCUUCACCAACACUAUUCUUCCGAACCUCAGGGUUAGCCGUCCCUCAAAAAUGGGUCACAGAUGAAGAUUCUUCCGACCAGUCCACAGCGAACUCUCCGUCACUAUCUCCAUCCGAAACAGAAGAUCAGUGGCCUAGCGAGGAAGGGGAUCUCACUUCGUCAAAUUCAGAGGCAGCAAGUCCUUUGACUCCAGGAGAAGAGCCGACCUCACCCACACAUAAGCAAACAGAAACCACAGAAGCCGAUCUAGCCAAGCGCAUCUCGCAGCUAUUCAUCGAACCUCCUUCCCGUCCCGCACACCUCAAAUUCCCACCUUCAUCCACAACACUGAAAAUCCCGUUCUCGCUAUUCCUACAUACCGCCACCCCUCUUCCCUCCUCCUCGUCAACCACAUCCUCCCUUUCAUCCUCUACCUCUCCCAAAACAAAAUCCAAGUCUAAGUCUAGAUCUAAGCUUAAAGCCCAAAGAAGGUCAAAUGAGGGUCCAGACGGUGAGGAUACCACUACGACGCCAGGCGGCCAGGCAAAUCAUAUGGCUACACUGUUCCGUCGCAGCGUGUUUAUCCAUGAAUUCUCUGAUCGGAGGAUUUGGGAUGAAGAGCUUGAUCCUGAGGCUGCUAGUCAGGCGAGGGCGAGGGUUGUGGGGAUACGGGGAGAGGGGAGUGGAGGAGUCGGGGAAGAAGGGAGGAGGGGAGAUAUUCGGAAUGGAGACGAGCAGGGGAAAAGCGAGGGGGAGGUGGUGGGGGAGUGGAUUAAUGAUAUUUUUGGGUGAUGGGGGAUUAAUUAUUGGAUAGAAUUGUACGAAAUGGGGAUAUUGGUAUGGGGUACGGUGUUAUGCUACAAUGUCGGAUAAGGAUAAGAUGUUAUAAGAAAAAAAUAUCAAUUGUGUGGGAUCCAUGAAGGAAAAAAUGGUGUGUCAUCCGGGAAGUAAGACUGUAAGAUGACUUCUAUCCAGACUUCCAGUUCCAGGUAUCUUGUAGUAAAGCUCGAAUCAUAGCGGGUUCCAAGGUCGCGCUGAGCACUUCUGCAAAUGAGAAGAUGGGUGAUAGAUAACAUGUAGUUCGUGGUAUGAAGGUAUCUAUCGCCAGCAGGCAAGGGAAGCGUCCUAGCGCGGUGAGGUUUAAGUAAG